ACGGCACACUGGCACAAAGGCCGUAGAUUUCAGCAGUAGCGCAGAUCUAAAACAGGCUCCCCUCGUCCAGCGCGAUCUACGCAAGUCUGACUUUUGUCUAGAAAUACCAAGGCCCGUUGGCAGUGUUUCGCCAACCUUCGCCACAGAAUGGCAGAGGUGACGAUUCGUCAGUUUGUGUGGACUAUGCUGUCGCUCUUCACGCUCUCUUUCUGGAUUAACCUGUCCAUCCUGAUCGAAUGGUCAACGCUGGUCGAGAACAAUGACGCUGAAAAUGUCAACAGGUGCAACCAUCAGCAAAAGAACCUCUGUCGAUAUCGAUAUCCCAUUAUCCGAGGACCGAGAGAUUUCUCCAUCACUGCAGGACCCGACUGGAACACAACGGCCGUUGGGGAUGAUGCCGACUCAUUUGGAAGAUGCCGUUGUGACGUCGAAUGCGGUCGCUACGGCGACUGCUGUGCGGAUGCGGCGGACGUGUACGAUAUCGAGUCCAGAAGUAGCCUGACAUCCCAGUGGACAUGUUUACCCAUGAGGACGGAGAGGGAUCGCUACAGAUCCGACCAGAAUUUUCACAUGUACAUGAUCGGAAGCUGUCCAAUCAGUGAUUUGUCCAGUAAUGACAAAUCCGUGGAAGCCUUGUGUCGCCGUCGAAAAGAUCCUGAAUCCUAUCAUGAGCACCAAUAUUCUUACUUGAUCGACAUUCCUGUAUUGUCAUUGGCAACCAACCGGACUUACGCCAACGUCUACUGCGCCCAGUGUCAUUUUGAUUCUCACCAAUUGGCCCAGUGGAACAUUUCCAUCAAAUGCGACGACGACAUUGAAAAGCACAAUUUAACUCGAGACAGAAUGUUUCGUCAAGAAAAUUAUCGUCCGGGUAAGAGGAGUUGGAUUUAUAAUCAAGAACACCUGACCCUUAAAUGCAUCUUCAUCAUCGAACAGUUCAAUAAUCCCAUCAAUUACCUCAAGUCAACGGCUGGUAGACAUUGCGUUUCGGGCUCGCACAACUGCGCAUCGGACUGGACGGGCACGGCAGAAGGCCAUAACUGCGACAUCUAUACGCUUUAUGUUGAAACGUCUGCUGUGGAGGUACCCAAGAACUCUCACUGCGUCGACAACACUCUUUACUCGUUUUCGAUCGUCAUGGAUUUCAAAUUUGGGGGAAACCAAGUCGGUAAAACAUGUCAGUCCAACGAGAUAUUCGAUCACUUGCAAAAAAGCUGUCACGCCGUUACCUGUGAUUCACAAAUGCUGAAACACGCCUCUGGAAUUUGCGUUGGGCGUCAGCAGCUGGCGGAAAGUGUCAACAAUGUUUCUUUGGGUUCCCGCUGCUCUAGAUUGACGAUGUUCAAGCAUGUCGAUUACUACUCAUUGGAUAACGGGUCUCUGGUGUUGAACAAAACGGGUGAAAUACUCCAGCCCAACGACUACGAGUCAAGCCGAAACGGCACAGUUCAGAUUUGCGAGAGCGAAUCGUUUCCAAGAUUCCUCAACGAACUCAAAAACUACCUGAAGGAUUCUUACGCGCAACGUUGCCUGUCGAACGUGUGUUUAACCAUCAGCGUCAUUUGCCUAGCAUUUCACAUUGCCAUCCAUAUCGCCCUUCCGAAGCUACGCAACGUGCCCGCCAAGAACUUGCUGGCACUUUCCUGUACCCUUUUCCUUGGCCAGUUUCUCUUCUUGACUGGCGUCGGAGCGCGAAACUCGAUCGGUUACGGGCCCUGUGCUUUUAUUGCAGUCCUGAUUCACUGGUCCCUCAUGGCCGCCUUCUUCUGGAUGAACAUCAUGGGCUUCGACAUGUGCCGAACCUUUGCUGGCUCGCAAAUCAAACCCCGCCUGCAGCACGCUUCCGUCACAAGACGUCGGACAACUUUCCGCUCUUAUUCUCUUUACGGAUGGAGCUGUCCGUCUUUAAUCGUGGUCGUCGCUCUCAUCGUGGAUUUCUGUGGUGUGACGGGCAGUGGAUGGGCCCCCCACUACGGGACUCAUCAGUGUUGGAUUUGCAACAAAAACGGGCUGGGACUUUUCUUCGUUCUGCCGAUGGCUGUUUUGUUAACAGUAAAUUUUGUUUUCUUUAUUCUUACAGCUUGGUCCAUCGUGAAGCAGUGGAGGGAGACCCAUUUUGCAAUUCGACAAAGUCGAACGUUCAAGCAAAAAAAGGGGAUCGCUAAUUUCUCCGAUAGUCUUAAAAUGUCCGACAUAAUUUACCAACGUAACAGGAAAUCAUACAUUGUCCGUUUGCGUACUCGGUUCUUUCUCUACGUCAAACUGGGGACGAUUAUGGGACUCGGAUGGGUCUCGGGUUUCAUCGCUGCACUGGCUGAUGUGCCUGGACUCUGGUAUCCCUUCAUUCUUUUCAACACUCUGCAAGGGGCGUUCAUUUUUCUGGCAUUUGAUUGCAAACGUAAAGUCUAUUAUAUGGUCUACGAAGUCAUUACUAAGCGACCGCAUCCGUCGAAUUUGUCAUCCAGCCAAAGGGUUUCCACAACGCCGACAACGGCAUCCACGAAGUUACAAGCAACGCGCAAGAUAUCGUUACUUACGCCACCAGUAGUUUCUAAUAACCAAAUGUAGCACAGUAGUCUCGGAAUCAUUCGUAGACGCAUUUUAAAAACAAAUACGAUCACGAAUAAACUUUAUGUUUCUUUCUUCAUUUUUAAAUUUAUUUUUAUGUCAAUUUUAUUAAAUUGAAUGUCAAUUCACUCACUGUUAUUAAAUACCACCCUUACAAAAAAACCAUCAGGUAUUUUCUAAGCUAUUAGAAUGGCAUAGUUCAUUUAAUUUCAUCUCCUGUCAUUAUAGUCCGAAUCCUUUUUCUGUAAUCUGUUCUAACUUUGAAGAAGGAUGACCAUGUAUGUAACUGCGGCACCUGUCAACUUCAGAUAUAUGUCAUAAUAUAUGUGAUACUUGAGAAUUUAAAAAAUAAAAAUAGGCUUACCCCAGG
Molecule: messenger RNA, 2938 nt
Organism: Daphnia pulicaria
Lineage: Eukaryota; Metazoa; Arthropoda; Branchiopoda; Diplostraca; Daphniidae
Exons: 6
Coding region: 148-2568 (806 amino acids)
Biological process (GO): G protein-coupled receptor signaling pathway; cell surface receptor signaling pathway
Cellular component (GO): membrane
Molecular function (GO): G protein-coupled receptor activity
Source: RefSeq, a predicted model, not a curated record